UCCCCUAGAGGGCAGUAGUGGUUAUACGCUUCUGCUCUCACUACUUCUCAUAAAAAGAGACUUCCGUUCCUCUGAACCGUCACAGUUAUCUGCAGCGAGAGUCAACAUGGCAGGCCGUCGUGCAGCCCUGAAGGCCGUUGACUGGUUGGCGUUUGCUGAGCGGGUUCCGUCCAACCAGCGRGUCAUGUUCAACGCUCUGAAGACUCGCACCGAUGCCAUCUCUGCUAAACUAGCCUCACUGCCUGAGACUCCUCCUGCCAUCGACUGGAGCUACUACAGGAGCGCUGUGGCUAAAGCAGGCCUGGUCGAUGAGUUUGAGAAGAAGUUCAAAGCACUACAGAUCCCUGAGCCCGUCGACACGCAGACGAGCAAAAUCAACGCACAGGAGGUUGAAGCCAACAAGAGUGCACUGGCUUUCGUUGAAAACUCAAAGACGCGUAUCACGGAGUAUGAGAAGGAGCUGGAGAAAUUUAAGAACAUGAUUCCCUUCGAUCAAAUGACCAUCGAAGACCUGAACGAGGCCUUCCCUGAGACCAAGUUAGACAAGGUCAAAUAUCCUUACUGGCCUCACAAGCCCAUUGCAAAUCUGUAAUCCCAUUACCCGGCACUCAUGUCCCAAUAAAGUUUAUGUAUUUUAAGGAGAAUCA
This is a messenger RNA of Poecilia reticulata (guppy), 647 nucleotides long. It is a transcript of the gene atp5pd, whose product is annotated as ATP synthase peripheral stalk subunit d. Gene Ontology annotation, molecular function: proton transmembrane transporter activity. Gene Ontology annotation, biological process: proton motive force-driven ATP synthesis. The record is from RefSeq and is a predicted model, not a curated record. NCBI's taxonomy places the organism in Eukaryota, Metazoa, Chordata, Actinopteri, Cyprinodontiformes, Poeciliidae.